Molecule: messenger RNA, 4068 nt
Organism: Hyla sarda
Lineage: Eukaryota; Metazoa; Chordata; Amphibia; Anura; Hylidae
Gene: PPP2R5C
Product: protein phosphatase 2 regulatory subunit B'gamma
Exons: 16
Coding region: 170-1903 (577 amino acids)
Biological process (GO): protein dephosphorylation; signal transduction
Cellular component (GO): cytosol; protein phosphatase type 2A complex; nucleus
Molecular function (GO): protein phosphatase activator activity
Source: RefSeq, a predicted model, not a curated record
UGAGCCACGUGGUCGGGCGCAGCCAAUGGGAGCGGGCGCUGCCGGAGGUGAGGCGCUGCGGCAGCAGCCUGGUAAGAACUGAGAGGAAUAGACGGAGGAGGAGGCGGCCGGGGGAGGGGUGAGUGUCACCGAGAGCCGCCACCAGCCGCAGCCUCACAGGAGCGCCGCCAUGCCGAAUAAAAACAAGAAGGACAAAGAACCUCCAAAAACUGGAAAAAGUGGCAAAGGUGGAAAAGAAGGACAAGAUAACCCUGAACAUGAAGGUUCUAACAAGAAGGCAAACAAUUCCCCCCCACCAACUCAGGUAUCGAAAAUUAAGGUACCCACCCCUCAAACGGUUGUGAAGAAGGAAAAGCGACAGAGCUCCUCAAGAUUCAACGUGAGCAAUAACCGCGAACUGCAGAAGCUGCCGGCUCUGAAAGAUGUGCCCCCGGCUGAGCAGGAGAAGCUGUUUGUUCAGAAGUUGCGCCAGUGUUGCGUCCUCUUCGACUUUGUUUCAGAUCCAUUGAGUGACCUAAAAUGGAAGGAAGUAAAGAGAGCGGCCCUGAGCGAGAUGGUGGAAUAUAUCACCCACAACCGCAAUGUCAUCACGGAACCAAUCUACCCUGAGGUCGUCCACAUGUUUGCGGUGAAUAUGUUUCGGACAUUACCUCCGUCCUCCAAUCCGACUGGAGCAGAGUUUGACCCAGAGGAAGACGAGCCGACGCUGGAGGCUGCGUGGCCUCACCUACAGCUCGUAUAUGAAUUUUUCUUGAGAUUCCUGGAAUCUCCCGACUUCCAACCCAAUGUAGCAAAGAAAUACAUUGACCAGAAGUUUGUUCUUCAGUUAUUGGAGCUCUUUGACAGUGAAGACCCCAGAGAGAGGGAUUUCCUGAAGACAACUCUCCACCGCAUCUAUGGGAAGUUUUUAGGCCUCCGAGCUUACAUCAGGAAACAGAUCAAUAAUAUAUUUUAUAGGUUUAUUUAUGAAACAGAACAUCACAACGGCAUAGCAGAGCUAUUGGAAAUCCUUGGCAGUAUAAUUAAUGGAUUUGCCUUACCAUUAAAAGAAGAGCACAAGAUAUUCCUACUGAAGGUAUUAUUACCGUUACAUAAAGUGAAGUCACUCAGCGUCUACCAUCCACAGCUGGCGUAUUGUGUGGUUCAGUUUUUGGAGAAGGACAGUACACUAACUGAACCGGUGGUGAUGGCACUGCUCAAGUAUUGGCCGAAGACCCACAGUCCAAAGGAAGUUAUGUUUUUAAAUGAACUAGAGGAAAUUUUAGACGUCAUAGAACCUUCAGAGUUUGUGAAGGUCAUGGAACCCCUCUUCAGACAGCUGGCCAAGUGUGUGUCCAGCCCACAUUUCCAGGUGGCAGAGAGAGCUUUGUAUUAUUGGAAUAAUGAAUACAUCAUGAGCUUGAUCAGUGAUAAUGCAGCUAAAAUCCUUCCCAUUAUGUUCCCAUCCUUGUACCGAAACUCCAAGACACAUUGGAACAAGACUAUACAUGGCUUGAUAUAUAACGCUCUAAAGCUGUUUAUGGAGAUGAACCAAAAACUCUUUGAUGACUGCACUCAACAGUUCAAGGCAGAGAAGCAGAAGGAAAAGCUAAAGCUAAAAGAAAGAGAAGAAGCUUGGGUUAAAAUUGAGAAUCUAGCCAAAUCCAACCCCCAGUACCCCGUGUAUACUGACACGUCUGCUCUGAACAGUCCUGUUGCAAUGGAAACAGAUGGACCCUUACUUGAAGAUGUACAGAUGCUUAAGAAAACAGUGAGGGAAGAGGCAUCUCAGGUUCAAAGAGAACUGAAGAAGGAAAGACCCCUCGUACGACGCAAAUCAGAAUUGCCUCAGGACAUCUAUACCAUGAAAGCCUUGGAAUCUCAUUGCAGAGCUGACGAUUUAAUAACACACGAAGGGCAUUAGACUUUGACAAUUAAAUACUUUGUGGAUUUUUUUUUUUCCCCCGGAAGCAGUUACACAGCAGAUUUUUAUUUUAUUUUUUUUUCCAGUAAAUUUUUUUUUUUUUUUGUGCCAUACCGGUCUGUUGAAUGCAGUCAGUUUUUCUUCAACCCAGUUCUGUAGGCAAUAACGUAAAGCGAUGUACAGCCUAAGAUCAGAUGUUCAAACAAUGGUAAAAAGAAAAAAAAACAAAAAAAAAAAACUUUUUAUCGUAUAUGCAGAACACUGGGUUGCGUAUUAUUCGCCGGCCCACUCCAGCGGCUGCUUACACAAAAGCGGGGCACGCACAGUCUGUAGAUCACCGCCGUGCGCUCCACCCUGAUCGCAAACCAUGUGACAGCCAUGCAAAAAGACGAUGGUGCUUCAGAGAGAUCUCCCCUUCACUGGUCCAUGUACUAACCUUUUCUUGUGAUCUCUUCUAACCGAGUGUCUGGUCUAAUUUCAACUAUGGGGGAACAAAGUAGAGGCUUUAACUGCAUGAGCCGCAUAGAAUUUUAUGGGGUAACGUUCCUUUUUUUUUUUUUUUUCUCUUCAGUUAUGUAUAUCGUUUGCUUUAGACAAGCCUCAUAUACUGUUGAAGUAAGUUUUAUUUUAUUUAAUUUUUUUUUUUUUUUUUUUUUUUUUUUUUUCUCUCCCUCUCCAUGUAUUGAAAGCCAUAUUCUUGUCAGUCGCCGUCAUUGCCAUCCUCCAUAUAUAUUUUUUUAAAAGUAUUACAAUGCCAUUUCUAGAAAAGUGCACUAACCAAGCCAUUGUGUUACCGUUUGGGUCAAUCAAGCAACUUAAGUGAUGAAAAGAAAAAAAAAAAAAAAGAGGAAAAAAAAAAAAAAAAAAUUGGUGUUCAAAAAAUUUGUUCUUGUUCUUGAAAAUAAAAUACAGUUUCACUGCUGAUCUUGUUCCUGGGCACGGACGCUGAGACUUUAAUUUUUUUUUUUUUUUUUUCUAUUUCUUUAUUUUUUUUUUUUUUCUCCUUCUUUGCUCUCAUUUAUUACAGUAAAGUUGCAUUAGAUGAUAUUUUAGGGUUUUUGUUGUUUUUUUUUCUAUGAUUUUAUAAAUGCUGGUAGCAUGCAUGCGUACUGUAUCGGCUGUCGCCUGCUUAUAAAUAUGUAUAUUUUUGAUUAUUUGCAAAACAACAAAAAAAAAGGUUGUAUAAGGGGGUUGAUACAUAAGCGAUAAAAGACGAUGAGGAAGAAUGCAGCGGCGACAAGAGAGCGUCUCUCCCCGCUGGAGGACGAGGUCCGCAGAGUUCACCAUCGAACAGGUUGUAAAUAUUCUCCUUAUUGCUGUUUUAACUUUUUAGAUGCUGCUAAAUAUUCACCAAGGUUUCAUGAUGGCAAAGCACCGACAUAUUGUGCUGUUAUUUUUGUACUUAGUUUUUUUUUUCUCUCAGGUGGCCAGUAUUCAGGUUUCUAAAAUUUUUACAUUUUUCUUUUAAAUUUUUUUUUUCUUGUCACAUGCAGCAAAGUAUUAGAAUUAAGCGUCUCACAUUUGACUUUAGCAACUUCUUCUCUUCUGCGCUGCAUUUUUUUUUUCUUUUGCUGCCAUAGGCUUGUAAAGACGACCAUCGGCGGGAUCCGAUGACAAUGGGCUUAUGUCUGUGUGCGCUGUCAGACCAUCUCUGGACGGACUGUGAUAGAGAUCGGCUUAGUGGGAUCAUGCAGGCUGGGCAAACUUUUUUUUUUCUGCAGGUAUAAAAUUUUUGCUAAAUUUUUAGUCAGGUCUACCAUAAGGGUAAUUCCCAUCUGGACAUUUAUGCCAUAUUCACAUGCCAUAAAUGUCUAAUACAGUGUUUCCUGACCGGGGUGCUGCCAGCUAUUGCAAAACUACAACUCCCACCAUGCCCGGACAGCCGAAGGCUGUCCGGGCAUGCUGGGAGUUGUAGUUUUGCAACAGCUGGCACCACCCUGGUUGUUCCUGAACACCACCCUGGUUGUUCCUGAACACCUCCACUGCUAUAACCCGACCCUGGGGGAUGGGGACGCUCGAUCUUAAGAUAGGUCUGGAUCCCAAAAAUGAAUGUAGCCUAAAAGCCCAGGUGGGAAUACCGAUUUAGGGUACAUUCACACGCCCAGAUUUUUUAGCGGGUUUUCCGCUGCGUAUUUGAAAGUGGGCAGGCUCUUCUCGGCUGUCCG